This is a messenger RNA of Myxozyma melibiosi, 1254 nucleotides long. RefSeq lists its product as uncharacterized. Gene Ontology annotation, molecular function: hypoxanthine phosphoribosyltransferase activity. Gene Ontology annotation, cellular component: cytoplasm. The transcript has a single exon. NCBI's taxonomy places the organism in Eukaryota, Fungi, Ascomycota, Lipomycetes, Lipomycetales, Lipomycetaceae. The record is from RefSeq and is a predicted model, not a curated record. Bases 115 to 810 code for a protein of 231 amino acids. Gene Ontology annotation, biological process: hypoxanthine metabolic process; IMP salvage; XMP salvage.
CCUUCGACUUAAUUUUUUUCUUUUCUUCCUCACCUUCUUCAAUCGCUAUUUCUCAUCUCUUUUCUCUCUUAUCUCUCUCUAUUUCGCUCUAUCAACCUUAAUAACCUUCUCAAAAUGGUCGAAAAGCUCUUCAUCUCCUACGAGUACGUCCACAAACUGUGCCAGCGCUCCGCCCCCAUCAUCAAGUCCAAGUUCAAGCCCGACCUCAUGGUCGCCAUCGGCGGCGGUGGCUUCAUUCCUGCCCGUAUCCUUCGCACCUUCCUCAAGGAACCCGGCUCCAAAAACAUCCCUAUCCAGGCCAUCGGUCUCACUCUCUACGAAGAGAUCGGUGUCGUCGAGAAGACCGACGCGGAGAAAGCCGAGCAGGCGGCGGCAGAGGCCGAGGAGGUCAAGCGCGAAGCUGAAGGUGUGCCCGAGGCCGAGGAAGUCGGCGUAGAGGUCAUCAGAACGCAGUGGCUCGACUUCAACACCCUCGAGACUCAUGCACUCAACCUCAUCGGCAAGAACAUCCUCGUGGUUGACGAGGUCGACGACACCCGCACCACCCUGCACUACGCUAUCACAGAGCUGAUGAAGGACGUUAAGAUCCAGGCGCAGAAGCUCGGUCGUGAGGAUGAGGUCACAAACUUCUUUGUUUUUGUCUUGCACAACAAGGAUAAGCCCAAGCGUGCUCAUCUGCCCAAGGAGCUCAUGGACAAGGGCCACUAUCUCGCCGCAGAGACCGUCGAGGACAUCUGGAUUGCUUAUCCUUGGGAGGCCACCGACAUCGAUCUGCAGACCAAGUAUGCCGCCGAGCAGGGCAACAUAUAAUCAAUUGAGGGUGUAGAGGUGUUUUUGUUAUCUGCCCUAUGUUGAUUGAGUUGUUGCUUGGUUUUUUACUGUUAUCGGAUCUAGUUUGUCGUGCGUCUAAUAGUGUGUUUAUGAAUGAUAUUUUGAUUAAUUACUGCCGCCUUUUCGUUAUCCGCCAGCCAGCAAAGCGGGCAGCUCUAUAGAUACUGUCAUUCGCUUUUGUUUUUAUUUGUUCUAUGUUUACUUUUUGUCUAAUAUCUUGUUUCCGCGUUGUGCAUGGUUGUUUCGAUUGAGGUAGAGUUGUCUAGGAGAUAAUUACAUGUCUUGCCCGACUUCCAAAUAUCUGUGCAAACUACCCACUUUUUAACAACAACGAACAGAUCUAUCCUAUCGACAGUAAACAGGUUUCUCUCAAUGUUUGAUAAUUGAACAUGUAAACACGGACGCAGGCGGCGGAGAUAAGAA